AUGUUCCCCUGCGACGCCCGCGAUCAUCCCUCCCGUCGCGUAAACAUAUUCCCCCCCCAUGGCCCGCGCUCGCUCCCCUCCCGUCGCCUUCGCUCUUUCCCCUCGUCCACGCUCACUCCCUCGCGUCGUAUUCGCUCAUUCCCCCCCUUCGCGGAUGCUCACUCCCUCCCGUCGUAUUCGCUCACUCCCCUUCCUCCGCCCACGCGCACUCCCUCCCGUCGCGCUCGCAGUAUCCCCUUCCGCCGCCCACGCGCACUCCCUCCCGUCGCGCUCGUAGUAUCCCCUUCCGCCGCCCACGCGCACUCCGUCCCGUCGCGUUCGCUCACUCCCCCCGUCGCGUUCGCUCACUCCCCCCGUCGCGUUCGCUCACUCCCCCCCGUCGCGACAGUCCCCUCCGUCGCAUACGCUCAUUCCCCUCAAUCGCCCACCUUCACUCCCCUCCGUCGCCCACGCUCACUCUCUCCCGUCACCCACGCUCACUCCGACGGGAAGCACGCUCAUUCCUCUUCCGUCGCCCACGCUCACUGCCCGUACGUCGCACACGCUCACUUCCUUCCGUCGCCCACGCCCGCUCCCUCCCGUCGCCUCCGCUCACUCCCCGUCCGCCGCCCACGCUCGCUCCCUCCCGUCGCGUUCGGCCCCAUCCGUCGCGCACGCUCACUCCCCUGCCGUCACACACGUAGGCACCCUCCCCUCGACCGAGAAGGCAUUCUCCGCUUCCGUCGCAUACGCGUUCAUCUCCCCAUUCCUCAUCUCCCCGUCCCUCAUCUCCCCGUCCCUCAUCUCCCCGUCCCUCAUAUCCCCAUCCCUCAUCUCCCCAUCCCUCAUCUCCCCGUUCCUCAUCUCCCCGUCCCUCAUCUCCCCAUCCCUCAUCUCCCCGUCCCUCAUCUCCCCAUCCCUCAUCUCCCCAUCCCUCAUCUCCCCGUCCCUCAUCUCCCCGUCCCUCUUCUCCCCGUCCCUCAUCUCCCCAUCCCUCAUCUCCCCAUCCCUCACCUCCCCAUCCCUCAUCUCCCCAUCCCUCACCUCCCCAUCCCUCAUCUCCUCACGCCCAUUUUCUCCUUUUUGUAA
This is a messenger RNA of Closterium sp. Naga37s-1, 1068 nucleotides long. Lineage: Eukaryota; Viridiplantae; Streptophyta; Zygnematophyceae; Desmidiales; Closteriaceae. The record is from the annotation of a GenBank genome assembly.